AUGUCUCUGCAUCAAUCCCAGAACGGCUGGCCAACACCAGGCGCCAGCCAGGGAAACGGAAUCAAGAUGAAUCAGCCUCCUUCCGAUGGCUCGUCGCGAUCCCAGAACGAUGCGACAUUGUUGAUGCCUGAGGCAUCAGACAACCACGACGAGGACCAUCGACGCGCCCAUUUCGCCAACCUCUUCCGCAAAACCGAUGCCAGGAUUGCCUCGCUCUUCUCCGAUGAUGGCGACAUCAAUCCGACUGCCAUCGAGUCCUUGAAGCGACCUCCGACCGCUGACGACUCCUUCAACCUGCCCCCGCCCACGACCGACCACGCACCCAUCCAGCCACCACCCCUGAAAAAAGCGAAACGUGUGAUUGAUGAAGAUGAUUAUGGAGACGACGACGAAGAUGAUGAGGAAGAAGAAAAUAACGCUGAGAGCGCCUCUGCGCCGCCAAAAUCCCAGACUGCUGCAAAUGCCGCCGCUGCCAAGACAUAUCUCUCCCCAUCCAAAUCCGGUAGCUCCCCUGUCCAGUCUGUCUCUUCUCCCGGCAAAAAUGGCGACAAGUCAAAAGAGGAUGGCUCGUCGCAAGACCAGGCCAGAUCGUCUGAAGAUGCGCGCAAGGAAUUGGAAGAGGCCCGCAAUGCAACCGAGGAGGCUGCCAAGCGCAGCUUUCACACACUCUUUUAUACCCUUGAGAAUGACCGUACCGCCAUGCUAGAGCAGCAGCAACUAGAAGAAUCCGAGAAACAGAUCCAAGCCGAGAUGGACAAGAACGGCGGCAGCUCAUCCAACGAAGGGGCCAGCCAGGGCCACGGAUCCCUCAGCAGCGCCAACCUCGGCGCAUCAAGCCUGACGCUGAAACAUCUCAUUGCCAGAAUAGACAUGAAGCGCAGUCAAGUCCAAGCGACCGAUCAGGAGCUGCGUAGUCUCAUGAAUGAGGUUAGGAAGAAUCGAUCAAAAUGGGCGAGCGAGGACAAUGUGGGCCAGGAGGAGCUUUAUGAGGCUUUGGAAAAGGUUCUCAGCGAAUUGAAGGCGCACACAGAGUACUCGACACCAUUCUUGCAGAAAGUGAGCAAGAGGGAUGCGCCAGACUACUAUAACGGUAGGCAGCACUUUACCCGCCCUAAAAGACUUACGCAAGCACUGAUCACCCCCACAGUCAUUAAGCAGCCAAUGGAUCUUGGCACCAUGACCAAGAAGCUUAAGCAGCUCCAGUACAAAUCGAAGGCCGAUUUUGUCGCCGAUCUCAGUCUGAUUUGGGAUAAUUGUCUCCGAUAUAACCAGAAUCUGAACAACCACCUCCCUCGCAUGGCCAACGGCAUGCGCAGGGAGGCCGACAAGCUCACCCCGCUAAUCCCUGACUUGGUCAUCAGACCUCGCGCCGAGGUUGAAGCCGAAGAACGUCGUAAGCAGAAUGGUGGCGAGGAUGAUGCAGGCGACGAUAGUGACGAUGAACCCAUCAUAUCCUCACGCGGUCGCAGCAGUGCCACCAAAGGAGCUACGAAGUCCAGAAAAGCGCCUUCAGAUCAGAAGGAAGGAACGCCAAAUAAUGACACCAAGCCUAUAUUGCAACUCAAUGGAAUCUUGGCCAAAACAGGCCGGGAAGGGUCUGAGAUGGGCGACGGCAGCAAUGGUUUCGGGACACCACCUGUCGGCUCCUUCACGCCCCUGGGCCAGCACGGUCAGUCCGGACUUGGCAGCAACGCUGAUGCCAUGGAGAUUGAUGGCCCCUCCUUGAGCGGCAUGGUUCUCGACCAUGCGCUCGGUGAGGCUGCCGAGCAAGAGAUCGAGGACGAGGAGUACAAGAUCUGGAAGCAAGUCACGAAAAAGGAUCGUGCUUUGGCUGCUCGGGAGCGCUACCAGCUGUUCAAAGGCAACAAGCUGAACGUCGACGAGCCAGCACUCCUGAGGACCAAGGCUGGCAUGCGGAGGGUUUUUCGAAGCCAAAAGCAGGCUGAGUCUGCUGGAAUCCUCACUGCAUCCGGCGGCGACUCAUCAGUCAUUGCUGCGAAAGACGCAGCGAAACCGGUGGAAACCCUUGCCGAGGGCAUGGAAGUUGAAGAAGAGCGGACUAUUCCUGACUAUUACGAGGUGAGCCAUCUUGUGCCAGAUGUCCCACCCAAGCUGCAAUGGGUCGAGGACGACGAGGGCCAAGUCAUCAACCAACAUGAAGAUGUCUUGCGAAUGGUACCGCGAGGCUUCUUCAUCGCCCCUCCGAGCAUUCUAACGAAGAAGUUCGACGCGAAUCUCCGGCAGCUACAGGAAACCAGGAAGGUUGUUUCGAAGAUUGGCGUCAUCAAGCAGAUGCAGAUCCAGUCACAGGUCUACGCGAAUCAGUUUCCCAAGUACGAGCCGGAGCCCUUCGUGGAAGCUGACAUCGAACCGCAUUUCGUGGCUGGCGAAGCACCUGUCUUGGCGCCUGGUGUUUGCAAAUCAGCACUGCAGCGUUCGGUGGCCAAAAUUUUCUACCAUGCUGGAUUUGAAGAGCUGCAGCCAUCUGCGCUGGAUGUGGUUGCUGACAUCGCCGGCGAUUAUUUCGAGAAACUCAUUCGCACCUUCAAUGUCUACCAGGAAGCCGAGAAGAAGAACGCCACGGGCGUAUAUGCGGAGCGUGGAGCCAAAUUUCAACCGCGCUUCACCCAAGAGGAGGUCAUCCUACACACACUCAACGAGAGCGGUCAUAGCCUUGAAACUUUGGAGGGCUACGCCAAAGAUGAUGUCGACAGACUUGGUACCAAGCUUGGAACAAUGCAUGAGCGCAUGAAGUCCCAUCUCGCGGACUUGCUUCGACCGGCGCUCAACGACGUCGGGCCAGACGGUGCUGGAGCAUUCAAGGACGGCAGUGAACAAUUCGUGGGAGGUGACUUUGCCGAGGAACUCGGUGAAGACUUCUUUGGCUUCAAAGCCCUUGGCCUUGACAGAGAGCUUGGUUUGGAGAUGAUGUCGGUGCCUCUGCAUCUACUCCAGACUCGUGUCCGGAACACGUUCCAGUCCCAGGCACAAACCGUCGACGCUGAGAUCCACGAUGUGUUUGAGCAGCUUCCACCUGCAGAGCCGGUCACGAAGGAUAAUAUCCAAGACCAGAUCGGGCUUGUCAAGAACUUCUUCCUCGCCAAGUUGCAUGCUAAUGGCGAUCAACCUUUGGUAGAGGACGAGGAUCUUCCUGUCAAGCAGAAGAGGCCUCGCCCUCGGCUUGGCGCCACUGGAAAGAUUGUGUCACCUCAGAAACGACCACCAAAGGAACAAAUCGCCCUGGCCAAGAAGAAGAAGAAGCUCGAGGCUGGCAAGGCCCAGAUCACCGAUCCGAAGCCCGGCGGUGCCAACUCAACACCCGAAAAAGGCAAGAAGCUGGGCAAGAACAUUCCCGCUCUCCCCAAUGGAGCUGCCAACUCCCUUCAGGCCCCUGCAAUGGAACGCGUCGACAGCUUGCAAAGUCAAGGUGCUGCGAGCAGCCCGCCUGGCGAUAUCAAGGAGGAAGCUGUUGGUAUGUUGAGCCCGGAGAGCAACGAACAGUAG
Molecule: messenger RNA, 3504 nt
Organism: Diaporthe amygdali
Lineage: Eukaryota; Fungi; Ascomycota; Sordariomycetes; Diaporthales; Diaporthaceae
Product: bromodomain-containing protein
Exons: 1
Coding region: 1-3504 (1167 amino acids)
Biological process (GO): regulation of transcription by RNA polymerase II
Cellular component (GO): SLIK (SAGA-like) complex; SAGA complex
Molecular function (GO): protein heterodimerization activity; structural molecule activity
Source: RefSeq, a predicted model, not a curated record